GUGACGAAUAUAUAUAUACAUAAAAAUAUAUAGAGGCGUGGGUGUAUAAAAACAAGAAGCGUAUUUGAAUCUAUCUCUCUCCUCUCGUCUCAUCUCCUCUGUGUUAGAAGAAGAAACUUAAGAAUGAGUUCAAGAGAUAACGCCAUUUCUUAUGGCUCUGCGUUAGUUCUAUCGCUUCUUCUUCUUCUUCUUCUGCUACACGACCACGAAGCAGAGGGAUGCGACAUGUUCACAGGGAGAUGGGUGAAGGACGCUUCUUACCCUCUCUACGAUUCCUCCACGUGUCCGUUCAUAAGACGCGAGUUCGCUUGCCAGAGAAAUGGACGGCCAGAUCUCGAUUUCUCCACCUUCAGAUGGCAGCCUCUGUCCUGCAAAUUAGCUAGGUUCAACGGAGUGGAGUUUUUGGAGAGAAACAAAGGGAAGAAGAUCAUGUUUGUUGGUGAUUCUCUCAGUCUAAACCAGUGGCAAUCUUUGACAUGUAUGCUUCACUCUUCUGUUCCUAAUUCCUCGUACACUUUAACCACACGAGGCAGUAUCUCAACCUUCACAUUCCAGGAGUAUGGAUUGGAAUUGAAGCUAGAUAGGAAUGUGUAUUUAGUAGAUACAGUGAGGGAGAAGAUUGGGAGAGUUCUGAAGCUCGAUUCUAUCAAUGAUGGAAAAAAUUGGUUAGGAAUGGAUACAUUGAUAUUUAAUACUUGGCAUUGGUGGAGCCGGAGAGGUCCUUCACAACCAUGGGACUGGAUACAAGUAGGGAAUAACGUAACAAAAGACAUGAACCGUGUGGCCGCAUUCGAAAUUGCGCUUGGGACUUGGGGGAAAUGGGUCGAUACCGUCCUAGAUACUAAGAAAACUAGAGUCUUUUUCCAAGGAAUUUCACCGUCUCAUUACAAAGGAGCUUCAUGGGGUGAACCAGCUGCAAAGAGUUGCGUGGGUCAGAAGGAACCACUUUUGGGGACAAAUUAUCCAGGAGGGUUGCCAGCAGAAGUGGGAGUUUUGAAGAGAGCACUUGGGAAAAUAUCCAAACCGGUUACAUUGCUAGACAUUACGUUGCUUUCGCUGCUCCGCAAAGAUGGUCAUCCUUCGAUUUACGGUCUAGGCGGCCAAAAUUCCGGUGACUGCAGCCACUGGUGUCUCUCUGGGGUACCUGAUACUUGGAAUGAGAUUCUUUACAAUUAUAUGGCUGAGUAGAAAACACACAAAAUUAUUUAAACACACAAGAAACCAAAAUUAUAGCAUUUGUUAUUGUGUUUGAUUCAAUUUGAAUCUAAAUAAAAGUGUCCGAUUUUCUGAUU
This is a messenger RNA of Capsella rubella, 1292 nucleotides long. Its product is annotated as protein trichome birefringence-like 41. NCBI's taxonomy places the organism in Eukaryota, Viridiplantae, Streptophyta, Magnoliopsida, Brassicales, Brassicaceae. The coding region runs from base 124 to 1188 and encodes 354 amino acids. The record is from RefSeq and is a predicted model, not a curated record. Gene Ontology annotation, cellular component: Golgi apparatus. Gene Ontology annotation, molecular function: O-acetyltransferase activity. The transcript has 5 exons.